GGCUGGAGAUUGCUGCUCACUUGUUGCCUGGCAUUUGCCCUCCGAUGGAGUCUGAGAUGCUGCAGUCGCCUCUUCUGGGGCUUGGGGAGGAGGAUGAGUCGGACCUGACUGACUGGAACUUGCCUCUGGCCUUUAUGAAGAAAAGGCAUUGUGAGAAGAUCGAAGGCUCCAAGUCUUUGGCUCAGAGCUGGAGGAUGAAGGACCGGAUGAAGACUGUUAGCGUUGCCUUAGUUUUGUGCCUAAACGUCGGUGUGGACCCUCCUGACGUGGUGAAAACAACUCCCUGUGCCCGUCUGGAGUGUUGGAUCGAUCCUCUGUCAAUGGGUCCUCAAAAAGCUCUGGAAACCAUUGGUGCAAAUUUACAGAAGCAGUACGAAAACUGGCAGCCGAGAGCCAGGUACAAGCAGAGUCUUGAUCCUACGGUGGAUGAAGUUAAGAAACUGUGUACAUCUCUGCGUCGAAACGCCAAGGAAGAGCGGGUACUUUUCCACUACAAUGGACAUGGCGUCCCCAGGCCAACAGUAAAUGGGGAGAUCUGGGUCUUCAAUAAGAACUAUACUCAGUAUAUUCCUCUAUCCAUAUAUGACCUGCAAACUUGGAUGGGCAGUCCUUCCAUUUUCGUCUAUGACUGCUCUAAUGCUGGCCUUAUUGUCAAGUCAUUCAAACAAUUUGCACUACAGAGAGAGCAGGAGUUGGAGGUAGCUGCAAUUAACCCAAACCACCCACUUGCUCAAAUGCCGUUGCCUCCCUCCAUGAAGAACUGCAUUCAGCUGGCAGCCUGUGAGGCCAAUGAAUUGCUACCCAUGAUCCCUGAUCUGCCAGCUGACCUUUUCACAUCAUGCCUUACUACGCCGAUCAAAAUUGCUCUGAGGUGGUUCUGUAUGCAGAAGAGUGUCAGACUGGUGCCAGGAGUCACACUGGAUUUAAUAGAGAAGAUUCCUGGAAGACUGAAUGACAGGAGAACUCCCCUGGGAGAGCUGAAUUGGAUCUUCACCGCUAUCACAGACACCAUUGCGUGGAAUGUCUUGCCUAGAGAUCUUUUCCAGAAGCUCUUCAGGCAAGACCUGCUUGUGGCCAGUUUAUUUCGUAACUUUCUCUUGGCAGAAAGAAUUAUGAGAUCUUACAACUGUACCCCUGUCAGCAGCCCUCGUCUACCUCCAACGUACAUGCAUGCAAUGUGGCAAGCAUGGGACCUUGCAGUUGAUAUUUGCCUUUCCCAAUUACCUACAAUUAUAGAGGAAGGAACUGCCUUUAGGCACAGUCCCUUCUUUGCGGAGCAGCUGACGGCUUUCCAGGUGUGGCUGACCAUGGGUGUGGAGAACCGCAACCCCCCGGAGCAGCUCCCCAUCGUCCUGCAGGUGCUGCUGAGCCAGGUACAUCGGCUGCGAGCUCUUGAUUUGCUGGGAAGAUUUUUGGACCUGGGUCCCUGGGCAGUUAGCUUGGCCCUGUCUGUUGGCAUUUUCCCGUAUGUGCUGAAGCUACUUCAAAGUUCAGCUCGUGAGCUGAGACCACUCCUUGUCUUCAUCUGGGCCAAAAUUCUGGCAGUGGACAGUUCGUGCCAAGCUGACCUUGUGAAGGACAACGGUCACAAGUAUUUCCUUUCCGUUUUGGCAGAUCCUUAUAUGCCAGCUGAACACAGGACAAUGACUGCUUUUAUCCUGGCUGUAAUUGUUAACAACUACAACACUGGACAGGAAGCUUGCCUUCAAGGAAACCUGAUUGCUAUUUGCCUGGAGCAGUUAAACGAUCCGCAUCCUCUUCUGCGUCAGUGGGUGGCCAUUUGUUUAGGACGUAUUUGGCAGAACUUUGACUCAGCGAGGUGGUGUGGUGUGAGAGACAGCGCUCAUGAAAAGCUCUACAGUCUCCUCUCGGAUCCAAUCCCAGAGGUUCGCUGUGCUGCAGUCUUUGCGCUGGGAACAUUUGUGGGCAACUCAGCUGAACGGACCGAUCACUCCACCACCAUCGAUCACAACGUAGCCAUGAUGUUGGCCCAGCUCAUCAACGAUGGGAGCCCCAUGGUUAGAAAGGAGCUGGUGGUGGCUUUAAGUCACCUGGUGGUUCAGUACGAGAGCAAUUUCUGUACUGUCGCCUUGCAGUUCAUGGAAGAAGAGAAGAAUUACCCUCUCCCUUCUCCAGCUGCCACAGAGGGUGGGAGUUUGACACCAGUGCGAGAUGGUCCAUGUACACCGAGGCUGCGGUCCGUCAGCUCUUACGGGAACAUCCGAGCAGUUACCACGGCUAGGAACCUGAACAAGUCCUUGCAGAACCUCAGCCUGAAUGAAGAAUCUGGGAGCUCUGUUGCAUUUUCUCCUGGGAAUCUCAGCACCAGCAGCAGUGCCAGCAGCACCUUGGGCAGCCCUGAGAAUGAAGAGUAUAUCCUGUCGUUUGAGACUAUUGACAAGAUGAGACGAGUCAGCUCUUACUCUUCUCUGAAUUCACUAAUAGGUGUGAGUUUCAACAGUGUUUAUACCCAAAUUUGGAGAGUACUCCUUCACCUUGCUGCUGACCCCUAUCCUGACGUCUCCGACUUGGCCAUGAAAGUUCUCAACAGCAUUGCCUACAAGGCAACCGUGAAUGCUCGCCCCCAGCGCAUCCUCGACACCUCCUCGCUGACUCAGUCUGCCCCCGCCAGCCCCACCAACAAGGGCAUGCACAUCCACCAAGUGGGAGGGUCACCUCCAACCCCUAGUACAAGCAGCUCCAGCCUGACCAAUGACGUGACGAAACAGCCUGUCAGUCGGGACAUCGCAUCUGUAAGACCUGCCAAUGUCGGCAACAUGGGGGUUCAGUAUACUCCCCACUCCCACCAGUUCCCCAGGACAAGAAAAAUGUUUGACAAAGGGCCGGAACAGACUACUGACGACGCCGAUGAUACCGUUGGACACAAAAGUUUCAUUUCGGCCACAGUGCAGACCGGGUUUUGUGACUGGAGCGCGAAGUAUUUUGCUCAGCCAGUCAUGAAGAUCCCAGAAGAGCACGACCUGGAGAGCCAGAUUCGCAAGGAGAGAGAGUGGCGGUUUCUGCGCAACGCUCGUGUCAGGAAGCAAGCCCAGAAGAUCAUCCAGAAGGGUAUUUCCCGGCUGGAUGAUCAGAUCUUCCUCAACAGAAACCCCGGCGUGCCCUCCGUGGUGAAGUUCCACCCGUUCACGCCCUGCAUCGCCGUAGCUGACAAAGACAGCAUCUGUUUUUGGGACUGGGAGAAAGGGGAAAAGCUGGACUAUUUCCACAACGGGAACCCUCGAUACACCAGGAUCACAGCAAUGGAGUACCUGAAUGGACAGGACUGCUCCUUGCUGCUGACUGCCACAGAUGAUGGUGCCAUCAGAGUGUGGAAGAACUUUGCAGACCUGGAAAAGAACCCAGAGAUGGUAACUGCCUGGCAGGGGCUGUCAGACAUGCUGCCAACUACACGAGGAGCAGGAAUGGUAGUCGACUGGGAACAAGAAACCGGGCUCCUGAUGACAUCAGGAGAUGUGAGGAUAAUCCGGAUCUGGGACACAGAUCGGGAGAUGAAAGUACAGGAUAUCCCCACCGGAGCUGACAGCUGUGUGACCAGCCUCUCCUGCGAUUCUCAUCGGUCGUUGAUUGUGGCGGGGCUGGGAGACGGCUCCAUCCGCGUCUUCGACAGGAGGAUGGCUCUGAGCGAAUGCCGUGUCAUGACCUACCGGGAGCACACGGCCUGGGUGGUGAAAGCAUACUUGCAGAAACAUCCUGAAGGCAACAUCAUGAGUGUCAGUGUAAAUGGAGACGUGCGGUUCUUUGACCCCCGGAUGCCGGAGUCCAUGAAGGUCCUUCAGAUAGUCAAAGGCCUGACGGCCCUUGACAUUCACCCCCAAGCCAACCUUUUUGCAUGUGGCUCAAUGAAUCAGUUCACUGCAAUCUACAAUGGAAAUGGGGAGCUGAUCAACAAUAUCAAAUACUACGAUGGUUUUAUGGGACAAAGAGUUGGAGCCAUCAGCUGCCUGGCUUUCCAUCCUCACUGGCCUCAUCUGGCAGUCGGAAGCAACGACUACUACAUCUCGGUGUACUCAGUGGAGAAGCGGAUCAGAUAACGGCUCGUGGCAGCGGCACCGGAGAAGGGAGUCCCAGCGGGCAGGGCCGUGUCUCACCCAUAAUGUACAUAGUGAAAUUAUCGACUUGAAUGUUUAGUGUUGGCUGCUGCUGCGACCCAUAACUUGAACAUUUUUUUUCUGACUUAGCUACUGAUGAUUUUGACAAGGGGAAGAGAGACAAUCUCCAUUUUAUUUUUUUUUUCAGCUAUAUCCUCUAAAAGCUACAGAAAAGGAACAUUUUAUUUUUGUUUCCAGUGGUUGGCUUCUCUGUUAGAAACACGGCUCCUGCGCUUGGAAGGACUGGAUGAGGCACUACCCUUGAAAAGGGCUUUUUGUUUUAGUCUUUGUUUCUUUGUUUUGCUGGAGCGUAGGUUGCUUUACGGACUGAAGUCAGGACUCACCUACAGCUCUGUGCGUUCGGCCAGACCGCGGGACCCCUCCAGCUGGUGCCUGCCCUGUGCCAAACAGUAAUUCCUCCGACAGGGCAGCGAGACCCGAGCUGUCUGCCUGCGGAACAAUAUACGUGCUCCUGCACUGCCUGAGUGCGGGCAAGGGAGGCAGGAAAGAGUCUCCUCCGCACGAACCUUGUCCCCUCUGCAGCGUCCGCUCUAGUGGAAGCAGAGACAGAAGGCGUUGUGGUGGCAAGGGGAGGCAGGGAUCCUGAGGGAAGGGGCUUGAGGAGGUGACAGGAGCAGGGCAGGAUGCCACCGUACCAUAAGGUUGCACAUACAGGAAGAAGAGGGAAGUAGGAGAACGGACAUCUCUAACGUCCCAACAAACCUGGAGCAAGUCACUCACGUAACCACUUUCCACCCAGGCGCACGGUGCUGGUGAGGAGGUCUGGGGUAUCUCAGUCACUGUUACUUCUGCAGUCACUGUCCUUCUGCCCACACUGAACUCCACAAACACGUUUGAUAGCCCAGCGAGCGAGGGAGGCUCCAGGGUCAAGCCACGGGCUUUCGUCUCGCUCCGAUGUGCUAAUAUUCAGCAAGGUGAUGGUCAGGAGAAUUUGCACGCUUGCUGCUGGGUGUAUGCAGCUGCACGCAUCAUGUGGAGGUGGCUGCGGCUUGUCUGUCUGUCCCUGCAGAACUGGGCACGUAACCACAGGCGCUCUGAGCACAAGAGAGUCACUAAAGAGGGGGAGGACAACAGGUCACCCUGCUUUGAGCAAAACAGCUUUGUCCCAGCUGUCUCGGGGAAAGCCUGCUCCAUCUUCACACUGUCCACGUCUGAGUAAUGAAUGUUUCUGUCCCUUGAAAUCCGUGAUGGGUCUGGAGGUGGGUGUGGGGAAGGGGAAGGCAAAGCCAAAGGGCGGGUUUCUGUCAAGUGAUUGCUGCCGAGGUGCGAUUUAGCUGGCCAAGAACAGAACUCGCACUGUGCAAAAAUCACUGCAGCGACAAAGGUUGACCUGCUGAGUCCAGAAGUCCCCAGUUUUCCUUCCAGCCGGUAUCACAGGGUCUGCAGGCUCCCAGCAAACUCUGCCAGCGGUGAGGCUGACGGUGAAAUACUAGUGAGGGAAGGGGUGAGAAAUGUUCUCUCCCUGUGCGGAUGGCAGCUUCACCUCUGCCGUGGUGCCUGCGGAGUGCGUCUGACCUGUCACUGCUCCUUGUACACCAGAUAAUCUUGUUUCCUAUGUGUCGAGGCAGCCGGGCCGCGCAGGGGUCGUGGAGCGGGC
This is a messenger RNA of Gavia stellata (red-throated loon), 5727 nucleotides long. RefSeq names its product regulatory associated protein of MTOR complex 1 (gene RPTOR). The coding region runs from base 45 to 4052 and encodes 1335 amino acids. The transcript has 34 exons. Gene Ontology annotation, cellular component: TORC1 complex; cytoplasm. Gene Ontology annotation, molecular function: protein binding; protein-macromolecule adaptor activity. Lineage: Eukaryota; Metazoa; Chordata; Aves; Gaviiformes; Gaviidae. The record is from RefSeq and is a predicted model, not a curated record. Gene Ontology annotation, biological process: regulation of autophagy; cellular response to amino acid stimulus; positive regulation of cell growth.